AUCCGGCUCUAGGGCUGGCGUAGACCUUCGACCCCCGGUCCCGCUUCUGUGCUGGCACCGGGGGACGAGGACCAACUGCCAAACCCCAGGACCCCCCCGGCCACGGGCACUAUCGGUGCCACCGAGGUGCUUUGCUGGAACCCAGUCAAGUGUGGAAAGCGCUGUCAGAUUUUCCACUGCCGGGCUCUGGAGAGCGUCUCCGGCGCGUCCCCGCUGAGCGGCUGCUGCUAUUUACGGCUCUGCUUGCUGCGAGCGCGCCCGGAGAACCCAGUUGUCACGACCUGCACAGCAAAUGGGGAGGUCACGGCUGCUCCCUUAACCCCAGCAUCACCCCAAAUGUAUAUAUAGAGCUGCGUGACACACACAUAAUGUACCAAGGUGGCUAUGGCAGGAUUUUCUCCAUCAUCAGUGACCCGCAGUGGGGCCUUGGGGACGCUGAGUGCUGCUGGAGGGAGGGGCUGAGCUGUGGGGUGUUUGGAAAGGGCUGUGGGGCAUUGAACAGGCUGCCCAGGGCAGUGCUGGAGUCACCAGCCCUGGAGGGUUGGACAGACGGACAUGAGGUUCUCAGGACAUGGGGCAGUGCCGGGGGUGGGGGAACAUUUGGACUCCGUGAUCUUGAGGGGCUUUUCCAACCAAAAUGAUCCUGUGGUUACAUGGUCCCUGAGGGGUGAGGAGGACACAAGGGUGCCCCAUGUCACCAAGGGCUCUGCUCCCGUUACCAGAAAGGGAACCUGAGGCACAGGCAAAGGCCACCGGGCUCUGCCAGGGAGGUGAUGCCAGCGCUGGGGUGCCUUUUGGGGUCUGAGUGUUGCAGCUUUGUACCCCCAGAACCUGGGGGUUUGGGGUGGCUUGGGUACACUGGUAUUUCUGCACAGGGGGCUGCUGUCCCCUGCACCAACCCACACCCCAGGCAGCUGCUGGCCCCAGAGCAGCCUUUGUCCUUGGAGCCCCCCCGAACAGAGCUGAGCCCCUCCCGCCCCGCCGGGCGCCCCUGUCUCUUUAAAAGGACUCCAGGCGUGGCUGUGGGACAGUCAGCCCAGCCCAGCCGGACGAGGGACCGGACAGCCCUGGACAGGCGCUGGCGCAUCGUGGACCGCAGCCUGCGCAGCGCGGCCAUGGGCGAGUGGGGAUUCCUGAGCUCGCUGCUGGACGCGGUGCAGGAGCACUCGCCCAUGGUGGGGCGGUUCUGGCUGGUGGUGAUGCUCCUGUUCCGCAUCCUGGUCCUGGCCACCGUGGGCAGCGACGUCUUCGAGGACGAGCAGGAGGAAUUCGUCUGCAACACCCAGCAGCCGGGCUGCAAACCCGUCUGCUACGACGCCGCCUUCCCCAUCUCCCACUACCGCUUCCUCGUCUUCCACGUCGUCGUGCUCUCGGCUCCCGCCGCUCUCUUUGUCAUCUUCGCCGUGCACCAGGCGGCCAAACCGGAGCACGGGGGAGCCCAGGGCCAGCGCGCCCGCCGCCUCCAGCCCUUCUACGUGGGCAGCGUGGUGGCGCGCAUCGCGGCUGAGCUGGGCUUCUUGCUGGGGCAGGCGCUGCUCUACGGUUUCAGGGUGCAGCCGCUCUUCGUGUGCCGCCGCCGGCCCUGCCCGCACCGCGUUGACUGCUUCGUUUCCCGCCCCACCGAGAAAACCGUCUUCAUCCACUUCUACUUCGUGGUGGGGCUGGUGUCGGCGCUGCUCAGCCUGGCCGAGCUCGCCCACCUCCUGCACAAGGGUCCCCCCGCGGCGCGGGGCAGCGGGUGCUGCCACCGGCCGCAGGAGCGGGGACCGGCCCCGGGGCAGCCAGCGGGGGCCGCGGAGGAGCCGUGUCACCCCAAGGCCGUCCCAGCGCGGGGGGACCUGACGGUGUAGCCAUCGCUGUGGCCGUUGUCACCGCGCGGUGCCGCGGUUCCUGUUGUGGGCGGCGGAUGCGCCUCACCCGGCAGCUGCUGGAAAAAAACACGGACAAACGGAAAACAAGCAGGUCCCAUCCCUGACCCCGCGCUGUCCCCCCAGCCAGCACGGGGUGGGGGGGCAGAGCUGCCCCCAGACCUGGGGAUGCCACCAAUUCAUCAGGGCUCUGGGGUAGGGGGAUGCGGCCACAGCAUCCAGGCUGGGGAGGGCAGAGCUUUGGGGGUGCUGGGGGAACCCCAACCCAGCCUUUGGGGAUGGUAGAGACAGCGACAACACGUGGGGGCCUCCCUGCAGCAAAGCCCCCCUGCCUCAUGCCUUGAGGUGCCCCCCCGGGUGUCCCCACAGCAAGAACAAGCCGGGCGCUAGAAUAAAUAAACUUUAUUCUGGAGCCAGCCCCCCCGUCCCCCCGUCCUCCCCGUGCCCGCCGGGCCGGGCCCCCCAACCCCCUUCCUGCAGGCGCGAGGCCGGGGCCGAAAUCACCGCGCGUCCCCGCAGCCCCCGCCCCGGCGGGGGGGCCAGGGCAGGGCCUGCCCAGCCCCCCGACUCUAAAACCACUAAAAUCUCAACA
This is a messenger RNA of Columba livia (rock pigeon), 2460 nucleotides long. RefSeq names its product gap junction protein delta 3 (gene GJD3). Gene Ontology annotation, cellular component: connexin complex. Gene Ontology annotation, biological process: cell-cell signaling. The record is from RefSeq and is a predicted model, not a curated record. Gene Ontology annotation, molecular function: gap junction channel activity involved in AV node cell-bundle of His cell electrical coupling. Bases 774 to 1850 code for a protein of 358 amino acids. NCBI's taxonomy places the organism in Eukaryota, Metazoa, Chordata, Aves, Columbiformes, Columbidae. The transcript has 2 exons.